AUGUCAAAAUUAGAAUUUCAAGAUAAUCAAGAAACCACAAAUAACAAGCCCACAACUACAACAGAAUCUAUAACAAUUUGUCAAGAAAAUGAAGAAACUAAAGAAGAAAACACACCGAAAUUUACAUCUGAAGAAAUUGCUGAAUUACUGAAAACAGCUGAACAACAUAAAUCAAACGGAAAUAAUUUAUUUAAUGAACAAAAAUAUGAAGAAGCAAUUGAACUAUACGAAAAGGCUCUAGAAACUUGCCCAAUUGAAAAAACGAAAGAAAGAGCCGUUUACUUGGGAAAUAUUGGAGCAUGUCAGGUUAAAAUGAAUAAGCAAAAGGAGGCAGUGGAGGCAUGUACAAAAGCACUUGAAGAAGAUCCAACAUACACAAAAGUAUUGUUUCGUCGAGCACAAGCAAAUGAAAAAAUAGCCACACACUCUUCAACAAGUUCUGCACUCGAAGAUUACGAAAAACUCUCAACAGAUCCAAUUCACAAAUCCGAAAAAAUAGUUUUAGAUAAUCGUAAUUUAAUAUCGAAUGCAAUUAAAAGAUUACCUCCGAAAAUAAAAGAGUUACAAAAAAAAGAAUACGAUGAAAUGAUGGGUAAACUUAAAGGUUUUGGCAAUACUCUUUUAGGAAAAAUUGGUUUAUCAGUAGAUAAUUUUCAAACGGUAAAAGAUGAAAAAACCGGUUCUUAUAAUAUACAAUUUGUUAAUACACCCAAUAAAGAUGGUGAAGGUGGAAGUGAAGGAAGUAGCAGUAAUUCAUAA
Molecule: messenger RNA, 759 nt
Organism: Funneliformis geosporum
Lineage: Eukaryota; Fungi; Glomeromycota; Glomeromycetes; Glomerales; Glomeraceae
Source: the annotation of a GenBank genome assembly